AUGACGGAAUCCUCCAAGGCAAUCCACGCAACACUCAUCCACUCACUCUCUCCUGCUCAACUCCAAGUCAUCCCCGACGCCCUCAUCACCGUCUCCUCUUCCGGUACUAUCCUCACUCUCCAGCCCAACGUCCCCCCAUUGAACAUCUCCAAUAUCCUCGCUGAGCAAAACAUUGCGAAUAUUCCUCUCACUACACUCUCCCAUGGCCAAUUCCUCAUCCCAGGCUUCGUCGACACGCACAACCACGCGCCGCAAUGGAUGCAGCGAGGCCUCGGCCAAGGAAUGCACAUCCUCGACUGGCUCGACGGCAUAACUUUUCCCAACGAAGCCAAGUUUGAAGAUGCGUCCUAUGCGGAAAAAGUCUAUGAAAAGCUCGUUCGGGGGAUGCUCAGGCAGGGCGUCACGACGGCGUCGUACUAUGGCUCUCUUCAUGGGGAGGCAACUCGCGUGUUGGCAUCUACUUGCUUGAGAGGAGGUCAGAGGGCUCUGAUAGGGAAAUGCAACAUGGAUCAAAACUCACCAUCGUUUUACUGCGAGACUUCGGCUGAGGAGUCUAUUUCUGCGACGAAAGCUUGUAUUCAGCACAUUCGAACUAUUGAUCCUGAGGGCUCUCUCGUUAAGCCUGUUCUGACGCCUCGUUUUGCAAUAUCUUGUACGGCACAGUUGCUUAAAUCUUUGGGAGAAAUGGCGCACGAAGAUCCUUCUCUGGCGAUUCAGACGCAUUUCAACGAGGCUGCUCAGGAAAUCAACGCCACGUUAUCUCUCUUUCCGGAAUUUAGCAACGAAGCUGACUUGUACUCGUCCUUUGGACUUCUCACGCCGCGAAGCAUCCUUGCGCACUGCACCAUCAUGACGCCGUAUGAGAUCAACAAGCUGCAAGACUUGGGAUGUGGCGUCGCUCAUUGUCCUACUGCCAAUAUGACCGUUGGAGGAGGCUUCAUGGCUGCUCCUGUCAAAGAGUUUCUUAGGAAGGGGAUUAACGUCGGUCUAGGGACGGAUUCGGGUGGUGGAUAUAGUUCGAGCAUGUUGAAUGCUAUGAGGCAUUCUCUCAUCACUUCGUAUGCGCGAGAGGCACUGUAUCCUAAAUUCGAGUCCGGGAAGGGUGAAAGCGUUAGCAAAGAAGGAGGCGGAGGAGAAACACUGAGCUUGGAAGAGGUGUUUUACAUGGCUACCAAGGGAGGCGCCAAAGUCGUGGGUUUCGAUCAACAGGUUGGUGGAUUUGCUGUUGGGAUGGAGUUUGACGCGUUGGUGAUUGAUAUGCGGGAUGGGCGGGAGGGGGUCAAUGUACCGUUGGAUGAGGAGAGUGAUUCGGUGGAGAGGAUGCUGGAGAAGUUUGUCAUGACGGGGGAUGAUCGGAAUAUUGCGCAGGUGUAUGUUAGAGGGAAGUUGGUUCAUGGAGGGGAUGCUUAG
Molecule: messenger RNA, 1410 nt
Organism: Trichoderma aggressivum f. europaeum
Lineage: Eukaryota; Fungi; Ascomycota; Sordariomycetes; Hypocreales; Hypocreaceae
Exons: 1
Coding region: 1-1410 (469 amino acids)
Biological process (GO): guanine catabolic process
Cellular component (GO): cytosol
Molecular function (GO): guanine deaminase activity; zinc ion binding
Source: RefSeq, a predicted model, not a curated record